AUGUCCCAACUCCGGCAUUUCUCGUUAUAUAAUGGAGUCUCCGAGCGAUCAAGAGGUUGGAAGCAGAAGAGAUCAGAAAAGAUCACAGAGGAGCACCCGCGGAGUCUGGGCACAAUGCGAUGGGACGGCGCGGCGAGGUCCAGUUCAAGAUGGGAUUGUUUAAGAAGGGAUCCUGAAUUGUGGAAUCGUGAUGGUGACUGCUAUGUACAUUUGUACGGGCGUGGCCAGUCUCGAAGAGGACCAGCCUUCAAAGUCUCGUUCUCGGCGCUUCUAGAGGCAAACUGUUACCCUUUACUGGACAGAUUCACCACCAACGAAGUCUCGGAAAUAGCUUCGUCUUCUGAAACCGCCCCAGACCAUGCGCAUUAUGCCCGAAUGAGUAAUCAGCCACGAAUCGAGCUUUAUAUCCCAGCGCCUCCUGGGUCGGACAAGCAGCAAGCAUAUAAGUAUCAUCUCAAAACUAGAAAUUUCUUUGCCUUUGUAUUCCGGAGGUCGCUAGUCGGGGAGUACCUUGGCGAAGCACUUGAAAAUCUACGCCAAAGCGUGCAAGAGUUUCGCGCAGCCGACGCAGACAACAUGGCGGAUCUGAUGGGAUACAUGGACGAAGAGGGAUAUCUGGAUAUGAAAAAUCAGCCAACUCACGCAUUAGCGGUUAUUCGUUUUGCAGAGGCUUUUCAAAUACAUGAUCUUUACGUCGAGGCCUUUGCGCAUUGCUGUGGUAUGAGCAACCGGCUCUUUUUAAGCCCAGAAUAUCAGCUGAUAUCUUCUGUCACACGAAAGCUUUUGCGACAAGCACUCCUCGAGACGGAUGUGAAACUCGGGCAGAUAUGUAAGAUGUUGAGUACGUUUUUGCAGGAUGAGCUUUCGGAAGCUUAUCUAGGCCUUCACUCUGGCGGACGAGCCCAUCUGGAGCGAUUUAGAACCUUGUUACACGGUUUCUACGCUGCCAAAUUCGGUUACUAUCCUCCACCAUCCAUCCAUCCAAGUACCACCAUCUUCGAAGUGGAUAUACUCCGAGAACUUCGAGAUGACUUCGAAGCUCUCUACCAGUAUUUAGUUGACGAGACCUUCGACCCUUCACAGGGAGUGCUACCCUCGGCCCAGGGCGGUAUCUGUGCGUUGCAAAGCGUUCAAGCUUUUGAUGCGAGAAGCAAGUUCAUGAAUCUUAGCCAUCCAUUCCCACUACUUCCAAAUGUCCGUUCGCAAAGUUCUUUAAAAAGAAUGACAUGGUUUGGCAAACAUUCUAAACUCUCGACAACUCAAAAGACUGAGCACCACGUUGCUCUACUUCGAGCGACUAACGAGAUUAACAUCGAGCUUCUCGACAACGAUCUUGUGAGGGCAUACAGGAGAUUUGAGGAAGACUCUAUUUAUUCACCAAUAAAAGGAGACAAGCAAGAACAGCUCAACCUCAUCGAUGCACGGAAGGUUAGGUGGAUCCUCGUCUACGCAAUGUACCAAACGCUGAGGCAGGUGACUCAAGUGCCUAUUGAAGUUAAAGAUUCUGCGGGGGCCCCUUACAACCUUUGCAUUUCCACUACGAAUAUUCCUCCUUGGAAGGAAGAUGCAUUAAUGCCUUUAUCUGUCAGCAAACAAUUGGAUCGAGUGCCACGGAAUUUUUCUAUUUCGACGGAUGGUCAGAGAACCGACUCAGAACCCCAAAGAACAAUCAUUCCUACAAGUUUCGAUAUCAAACCUGAUAUCGACUACCUUGGAUUGCUACAAAAAGAUGAGUCCGUCAACAUUGAAGGCAGCGCCCCUUCACCAAUCGUUCCAGUAAGCCCGGCUCGACGCGCGAGCAUAAAAAAGGGUCUAUCGAGGCAUCGUACAUUCCGGCGCUCUUUACGGCUGUUUAGCAAUCAUGAAAUUGCAAACCCUCCCUCGCCAGUCAAAAGGCAGUCGCAACAAUAUCAUGAGAUCGUUGUUCUCGGUUAUGGAAAUGGAACCCAUGAUGUUGAAUUUAACUUAACCGACGACGAAAAUGGCAUUGCUCUUACGGUUUCAGAGAUUAAGAACUCAUCAACAGCAUCGCGCUCGGCGUCAACCGCCUCUUCAAUGAGCGACUCGACAAGCGGCAGCGCAUCCGAAAAUGGAAGCGCCUUGACUUUGGAUACAUCUCUAUCUGACUCAAUGGCCAACAGUCCGUCAAAACCGACAAAAGCUGAUCCAUGGGAAUCCCUUCGCAGCAACAGCCUCCGUGUCCGUGGCCAAAACACUGAAUACUCGACUAAAAGAGCUAUGUCGAUGUGCUCUGGAUCAAGACCUCCGGCUCUAUUGUUCUCCACCGAGAAGCCCAACGAUAUCUGUACGAAAUCGAUCAAACCCCAGAGAUCACGGAGUCUUCUGGAUCGCUAUCGUAAAUCCUUGGAGCCUGCGCCCCUUAAGGUUCGCAGAAUGCCAUCGGUAAAUUUUGAGGAUGACGACCACAAUCUGUCCAAUGGGUCUGAUACAAUUAAUGAGAAUAUCUGGGAAGAUGUCGACAUGUUCAUUCAGUCCCCUGCCAAGAGUCUUCAAACGGACGUCAACUGGGACCAUUACAAUGACCUUGGUGGCUUGACAGACUUUAGCAAAAUACACCCUAAGAGGGCGAGCACUAUGUUUUGA
Messenger RNA from Truncatella angustata, 2604 nucleotides. RefSeq lists its product as uncharacterized. The record is from RefSeq and is a predicted model, not a curated record. The coding region runs from base 1 to 2604 and encodes 867 amino acids. Lineage: Eukaryota; Fungi; Ascomycota; Sordariomycetes; Amphisphaeriales; Sporocadaceae. The transcript is spliced from 3 exons.